This is a messenger RNA of Rhagoletis zephyria (snowberry fruit fly), 3318 nucleotides long. Its product is annotated as sodium leak channel non-selective protein-like. Gene Ontology annotation, biological process: positive regulation of synaptic transmission, GABAergic; monoatomic ion transport; transmembrane transport. Gene Ontology annotation, cellular component: plasma membrane. NCBI's taxonomy places the organism in Eukaryota, Metazoa, Arthropoda, Insecta, Diptera, Tephritidae. Gene Ontology annotation, molecular function: monoatomic cation channel activity. The record is from RefSeq and is a predicted model, not a curated record.
UACGAAUUCUAUAAAAUUUCUCCAUAAUUCAGAAUACUCUGAAAAAUGGUUUGCAGGGCAUAUGUAGCUUUUGGAAACCAAAACUAGAGAAUACCCACCGCAAUUAAGUAAAAACGAAAGUGAGGAUAAGAGGUGAAGAUUGAAGAUGAAUAUCAAGAUGAAAAUUAAUAAUGAAGAUGAAGACAAUGAUAACAAUAAGCGACACUGUUACGUCCUUAUCGCGUAUCCAACAGGUCGUUGUAGUGGUACUAGUGUAAAAAAGUAAGUAGAAUUGACCCUUAAAACUCUGCAAACCUUUGUAUGUGCAGAUAUGUACAUAGCGUAUCACUUUAACCGAGAUAUCCUUGCAUACCUUAUAUGCAAAUAUAUCGCUCGAUUGAUUUGCUCAAGCUUGUUGCUGUUAUUGAUGUCGUCACGUUAUUUUUUUUAUUUUUUUUUUUUGAAUAACCCACUUAACCAUAAGCGUCAAGUGAAUCGUGUUCGCAACUGUGAUUCAUUGUAUAUACUUAUAUACAUAUGUAUAUGUAUUGAUGCAUGAAUGCAUGUGUGUCAUUUCGAAAAAGGUAUUGCCAAUUCGCUUUUAAACGAAUUUUACUAAUCCAUUACUUUUCCAUACUUUAUAUUACUAACAAAUUAUCUUAGGGUGAAGUACCAUAUCUAAAGGAUCAUUGGUGUCAAUUCGAUGCGUCAAUGGUAUUUUUUCUCUGGAUAUCGAUUAUAUUACAAAUAUUCGAAGUUUUAGAAAUUGUACCCAAAUUUUCUUACAUCUCCAUUUUACGCGCACCACGCCCCUUAAUUAUGAUACGAUUCCUGCGAGUCUUCCUGAAAUUUUCGAUGCCAAAGAGUCGUAUUAAUCAAAUAUUUAAACGCUCGAGUCAACAGAUCUACAACGUAACAUUGUUCUUCCUGUUCUUUAUGUCGUUAUACGGCUUAUUGGGGGUACAAUUCUUCGGAGAAUUAAAAAAUCAUUGUGUGAUGAAUAAUUCGGAGUACGAUUACUUGGGAAGGCCCAUUUUGACGAUCAAUUCGUUGGCCAUACCCGAUACGUUCUGCUCCAUGGAUCCCGAUUCUGGAUAUCAAUGCUCUCCUGGAAUGAUGUGCAUGAAAAUGGACUUUCUAAGCAGCUACGUGAUUGGCUUCAAUGGGUUUGAAGACUUUGCUACGAGCAUUUUUACUGUCUACCAAGCGGCAUCGCAAGAGGGCUGGGUCUUCAUUAUGUAUCGUGCGAUCGAUUCGCUGCCUGCCUGGCGUGCUGCCUUCUACUUUAGCACAAUGAUCUUCUUUCUCGCUUGGCUGGUGAAGAAUGUUUUCAUUGCUGUCAUCACAGAGACUUUCAACGAGAUACGCGUGCAGUUCCAGCAGAUGUGGGGUGCGCGUGGUCACAUACAAAAGACGGCUGCAUCGCAAAUACUCAGCGGCAAUGAUUCCGGUUGGCGUUUGGUUACGAUAGAUGAUAAUAAACAUGGCGGCCUGGCGCCUGAAACUUGUCACGCCAUUUUACGUUCGCCCUACUUUCGUAUGUUGGUAAUGUCAGUGAUCUUGGCUAACGGCAUAGUUAUGGCCACAAUGACUUUCAAACAUGAUGGUCGCCCAAGGAAUGUGUUUUAUGAGAAAUAUUACUAUAUCGAAAUGGCGUUUACGUUCUUCUUGGACUUGGAGACGCUGUUCAAGAUCUACUGCUUGGGUUGGCGUGGUUACUACAAACAUUCAAUACAUAAAUUUGAAUUGCUGCUGGCUGUGGGCACUACCAUCCACAUUGUGCCGAUGUUUUACCUCUCUGGAUUCACCUACUUCCAGGUCCUACGCGUUGUCCGUUUGAUCAAAGCGUCGCCGAUGCUCGAAGGCUUCGUUUAUAAAAUUUUCGGCCCCGGCAAGAAACUCGGCUCACUGAUCAUAUUCACUAUGUGCUUGCUGAUCAUUAGCUCCAGCAUUUCCAUGCAACUUUUCUGCUUUCUUUGUGACUUUACGAAAUUCGAAUCAUUCCCGGAAGCGUUUAUGUCUAUGUUCCAGAUUCUCACGCAAGAAGCUUGGGUUGAGGUUAUGGAUGAAACUAUGAUACGCACAAGUAAAACACUGACACCCCUAGUGGCCGUCUACUUCAUACUCUAUCACUUGUUCGUCACAUUGAUCGUGCUGAGUUUGUUCGUGGCGGUUAUUUUGGAUAAUUUGGAAUUGGAUGAGGAUAUUAAGAAAUUGAAGCAACUUAAAUUUCGCGAGCAAAGCGCUGAGAUCAAGGAAACUCUACCAUUUCGUUUGCGCAUUUUCGAAAAGUUUCCAGAUUCGCCACAAAUGACUAUACUCCAUAGAAUACCAAACGAUUUCACGUUGCCCAAAGUGCGUGAGUCCUUCAUGAAACAUUUCGUAAUCGAGUUAGAAACAGAUGAUCCUUCGAUUGUCGAGAAUUGUAAGCGACCUAUGUCGGAAUGUUGGGAGUCCAAUGUGGUAUUUCGUAAGCAGAAGCCUGUACGAAUAAUGAACAAAACGCCAAAGGUGCGUUCGGCCGGCAGCAGUUUGCGGAAGUUAGCUAUCACUCAUAUAAUCAAUCGACUUUCCAGUGAUUCGAAUAAUCAGCGUUUAAUGCUUGGAGACUCCGCUAUGCUGCCUGUCGUAGGCGGCAAAGGGGGUUUAAAGUCUCAAGGCACCAUAACACAUUCGAAACCAUGGCGUGUAGAUCAAAAGAAAUUUGGUUCACGUUCUAUACGCCGGAGCGUACGUUCCGGUUCGAUUAAAUUGAAACAGACUUAUGAACAUUUAAUGGAGAAUGGCGACAUCGCAGCAGCGCCACGCGCCAAUUCGGGGCGUGCACGUCCACACGAUCUGGAUAUAAAGCUGUUGCAAGCGAAGCGUCAACAGGCCGAGAUGAGACGCAAUCAACGCGAGGAGGACUUGCGCGAGAAUCAUCCCUUCUUCGAUACACCGCUCUUCCUAGUGCCGCGUGAGAGUCGUUUCCGUAAGAUUUGCCAGAAGAUCGUGCAUGGCCGCUACGACGCGCGGCUCAAAGAUCCACUGACGGGCAAGGAACGCAAAGUGCAGUACAAAAGCAUGCAUAACUUUCUCGGUCUUGUCACUUACUUGGAUUGGGUAAUGAUCUUCGUAACGACACUCUCCUGUAUUUCGAUGAUGUUUGAAACGCCCAGCUACCGGGUUAUGGAUCAUCCGACUCUACAAAUAGCUGAAUAUGGGUUCGUUAUUUUUAUGAGUCUGGAGCUGGCACUUAAAAUACUCGCCGAUGGCCUCUUCUUCACGCCAAAAGCCUAUAUAAAGGAUGUCGCCGCUGUGUUGGAUGUCUUCAUAUAUGUUUGCCAAACCCAAAAAUAA